GCCCUGGCUGACCCCCAUGCUGACCCCUGCCCUUUGCCCCCCAGCUGCAGAAAGCCGUGGGCCCCGAGAUCACCAAGACGGACCUGGUGGGCGCCUUCCAGAACCUGAUGAAGGACUGCGAGGCCGAGGUGCGGGCGGCCGCCUCCCACAAGGUCAAAGAGUUCUGCGAGAACUUGUCCCCCGACUGCCGCGAGGCCGUCAUCAUGGGCCAGAUCCUGCCCUGCAUCAAGGAGCUGGUGUCCGACGCCAACCAGCACGUGAAGUCGGCGCUGGCCUCGGUCAUCAUGGGGCUGUCCCCCAUCCUGGGCAAGGACAACACGGUGGAGCACCUCCUGCCCCUGUUCCUGGCGCAGCUGAAGGACGAGUGCCCCGAGGUGCGGCUGAACAUCAUCUCCAACCUGGACUGCGUCAACGAGGUGAUCGGCAUCCGGCAGCUCUCCCAGUCCCUGCUGCCCGCCAUCGUCGAGCUGGCCGAGGACGCCAAGUGGCGCGUGCGGCUGGCCAUCAUCGAGUACAUGCCGCUGCUGGCCGGGCAGCUGGUGAGCACCGCGAGGGGGGGGCACCGGGAGGGGGACGGGGCGCUUGGCGGGGCGCUGGGGCAAACUGGGAGGUGCUGGGAGGGGAUGGAANUCGCUAUGACCCCUUAUAGAAUCCCCUAUAGGGCCCGCUGUAGGAUCGCCUAUAGGAUUCCCUAUAGACCCCUCCGCGCCCGAGCGGCAGCAGCGCCCCGCGCCUCCUCCCGCCGUUCCUCCGCCGCCGGCCCCGCCCCGCGCCGGCACUGCAGCCAAUCCCCGCUGCGUAUGCGAAGAUCUGGCCAAUGGGCGGAGGGAGGGCGUGGCUACGGCGCCCCGCCCCGCCCCUCGCGCUGCGGGUUUCCUCCUGCUUGA
Numida meleagris (helmeted guineafowl) is the source of this 887-nucleotide messenger RNA. RefSeq names its product serine/threonine-protein phosphatase 2A 65 kDa regulatory subunit A alpha isoform-like. Gene Ontology annotation, cellular component: protein phosphatase type 2A complex; cytoplasm. The record is from RefSeq and is a predicted model, not a curated record. Gene Ontology annotation, biological process: protein dephosphorylation. Lineage: Eukaryota; Metazoa; Chordata; Aves; Galliformes; Numididae. The transcript is spliced from 5 exons. Bases 108 to 887 code for a protein of 259 amino acids. Gene Ontology annotation, molecular function: protein phosphatase regulator activity.